AAGGACUUCUUGUCUUGCUGAGUAGUUUUGUUUGUAGGUACAAUUUAGGUGAUUCUUGUGAUAAUCCAAUAUUUCCAAGCCAAUAGUUCAUUUAACAAAAAAAGAACUAACCAUAAAACGUCAACAAUCUACCAUGAUAGAAGAUGAUAAUAAAACGUUAUGGUGUGGAAAUUUACCUGAACAAGCCACGGAAGAUUUGUUGUACGAAUUAUUUUUACAAGCCGGGCCCUUGGAGAAGGUGAGAAUUGCAAAAGACAGAGAUGGGAGGCAAAAGAAUUUCGCAUUUAUUACAUACUGCCAUGAAGUUUCGGUGCCUUACGCGCUAAAUUUGUUCCGCGGGACAUCCCUGUUUCACAGGAAACUGUCUCUACAAAGUCGCGGUCGAGUGGCUUGGUUGCCUCCUCCUAUAAGAUGUACUGGACCGGAGCCAAGUCUGGAGUUUGGUCAGAGUAAUGUUGCUCAGCAGUUUUCUGAAAUGACGGAGAGGUUGCACGAGGAAGAGUACAUAUCUGCAUAUGGUGUCCGACAACCUCACGAUUACAAUGAUAAGUUGGUUGUGGCGAGUUUACAAGGAAACUGGAGUCAUAGGCACCAUCCAUAUAUGCCUAGUCAGGACAAAGGAAACAAGAAUCUGCACAAUAGAGACGAUUACCGGCAACGGGAUAAUUCUGAUUUUAACCAGCGCAAUAAGCAUUCGAGUAAUUGGAGAGACAGGAGAAGUCAUAGAAAGGGCAAUUAUCAAAGGAGAGAAUGAUUUACUGUAAUUGAUAAUGAAAAUUGACAAAUGUGCGGGUUUACCCAGCCUUUUCAAUCUACGACACAGAGUAAAUAAUAUCUAACUACUAAAAUCAAGAAAAAUAACUGAAAUGGAAACAAAAAAGAAGUUUACUAAAACAAAUACAUUGAAAGAGUAUUUUAAGAUUUUUGUUUAAUUGUAACAUUUACAAUAGUUAUGUCUAUAACACAAGGAUGUGUUUUCACUUUUG
Molecule: messenger RNA, 986 nt
Organism: Amyelois transitella
Lineage: Eukaryota; Metazoa; Arthropoda; Insecta; Lepidoptera; Pyralidae
Product: RNA-binding protein 7
Exons: 2
Coding region: 134-754 (206 amino acids)
Biological process (GO): regulation of alternative mRNA splicing, via spliceosome
Cellular component (GO): nucleus
Molecular function (GO): single-stranded RNA binding
Source: RefSeq, a predicted model, not a curated record